Molecule: messenger RNA, 999 nt
Organism: Eurytemora carolleeae
Lineage: Eukaryota; Metazoa; Arthropoda; Copepoda; Calanoida; Temoridae
Product: probable splicing factor, arginine/serine-rich 6
Exons: 7
Coding region: 114-539 (141 amino acids)
Molecular function (GO): RNA binding
Source: RefSeq, a predicted model, not a curated record
UGUCGCCUCAACUUUAACCCUCGACAUGUCGGGACAACUUUAAACUUCACACUUCACUUCUUGUCGACAUUUUUCAACCCCUUCGCAUCUCAGAGGACAGAUUAAACAUCAUCAUGGCUCACCACGCUUGGAAUCCUGAAUGCAAGGUUUAUGUCGGAGGAUUGAAGGAGGAAGCAAAUAGAUAUGAUCUAGAAGAUGCAUUCUCUAAAAUUGGAAAGGUUGUUAACGUGUGGGUAGCUAGACGUCCUCCUGGAUUUGGGUUUGUGGAGAUGGAAGAUCCCAGGGAUGCCCUAGACUGCGUGAAGGAACUGGAUGGUACUAGAAUUUGCGGUGGAAGGGUAAAGGUGGAGAUGAGUAAACCUGACCGAGGAGGUCGAGGGCGUGAUGGAGGACGGGGAGGACGUGACGGAGAUAGAGGUGGAGACAGGGGAGGACGUGACAGACGAGAGAGGUACAAAUCCAGAUCCCGAUCCAGAACCCCAGAGAGAAGACGUAGACGGUCUCCCUCAUACAGAUCCAUGUCCCCCCGCAGGAACUGAUUCUCUGAUCUGGUGAACCUGAAAUCCUCUGUUAAACUUCGCCAUGUUGGCAAUCUAAACCAAACCAAACCGAUGCUGCUGCUGCUGUAUCCAGUUCAUCUCAACCCUCUCAGUUUAUUGUUUUUGUGAAUUCAUGACGCUCUGGUCUCAUUUUCAAUUUUUCAACUCAUUUAAUCCCUAAUUUCACAAAAAUAUCAUUGAACAUCCAUUGGAUAAUUUGUGACGUGCGUUUAGAACCUAUUUUUGGCGCAAAAAUUGUCCGGUAUUACAGUUAUCAUCAGGGUUGAAAUCGUGAAUAUCAUGAUCUAUCAAAAGAUCGUUUUCUGAUAUUAUCUUCUCCUCGCAACAAAAAGUUGUUAACUACAUAAAAAGUGCAUUUGAAUAUUAUUCACAAAUCAGUUGAUAAUUUAUUUGUAUUUUUGUCGUUAUAUUCAUAAUAAAAUGAUGUUUUUCAUCUUGA